Messenger RNA from Thermothielavioides terrestris NRRL 8126, 3079 nucleotides. RefSeq lists its product as uncharacterized. Gene Ontology annotation, biological process: DNA replication-dependent chromatin assembly; nucleosome assembly. The transcript has 5 exons. The record is from RefSeq and is a predicted model, not a curated record. NCBI's taxonomy places the organism in Eukaryota, Fungi, Ascomycota, Sordariomycetes, Sordariales, Chaetomiaceae. Gene Ontology annotation, cellular component: nucleus; CAF-1 complex. Gene Ontology annotation, molecular function: protein binding. The coding region runs from base 188 to 2389 and encodes 733 amino acids.
CAAUUGUGUCUUACGAACUUUUUCUUGAUCGAUUGAUUCUGCAAUACAUCCAGCGCUCCUUCAAGGCUGCACCAUCUCUCGACUUCCGUGUGCUCCUUGAACUCUCGGGAUCAUUGGAGGAUCCAAAGGCAGUGCGGUUACUUACCACCACCCAUGACAACGGUCCUACAACCGACGCGCUCCGAAAAUGAAAGCGACCCCCUUAAUCAUAAAUUGGCACCAUGACAACAACCAUCCGUACCCGAUAUACUCCGUCUCGCUCGAGCCCGCCGGCGGCAAAGGCCGCCUAGCAACCGGAGCCGGGGACAACAAUGUUCGAAUAGAAGAGAACGGUGAGAGCCACAAAGUCGAAUACCUGGCGACGCUCGCGAAGCACACCCAGGCAGUGAACGUUGUCCGCUGGGCGCCCAAGGGCGAGAUCCUCGCCUCCGCCGGCGACGAUGGCAACGUCAUUUUAUGGGUCCAGUCAGAAACCCACCACCCAGCCUUCGGCUCCGAGAGCCUCGAUGACAAGGAGACGUGGCGGGCCAAGCACAUGUGUCGGUCGCUGGGCACGGAGAUAUACGACUUGGCAUGGUCACCGGACGCCUCGUUCUUCAUUAUCGGCAGCAUGGAUAAUGUUGCGCGAAUCUACAACGCUGGAACAGGGACUCUUGUGCGUCAGAUAGCCGAGCACAGCCACUAUGUGCAGGGCGUGGCAUGGGACCCGCUGAACGAGUACAUCGCAACGCAAUCGUCGGACCGUUCUGUACAUAUCUACUCUCUGAGGACGAAGGACGGCCAGUACACUCUCAACAGCCACGAUGACAAGCCCCCGAAGAUCGCCAGCCACGCCAAGACCGAUCUUCCCCCUCGCCGGAUAUCCUCCAGCAGCCCAGCACCGCCUGAUAUAGGGUAUCGGUCGGUUCUCGCGGCGGUCGAUGCUGUUCCCGGCGUCGCGGUAGGUUCGCCUGUUCCGUCGGCGCCCGGCACCCCGACAUCGGCCGCCCUCCCGAUGAACCCUCCAAGCGUGAUCACACACAGCCGGCGCUCCUCCUUUUCAUCAAGACGUUCGGUCUCGCCAGCUCCGUCAAUGCCACUGCCGGCUGUGAUGCCGAUCGAGGCGUCGCCGAAGCCGCACCUGAACAGCACGAGCUUAGGCAUGAAGAAUGCCAGCCUCUACGCGAAUGAAACCCUGACGUCCUUUUUCCGGAGGCUGACCUUCACGCCCGACGGCAGUCUCCUUCUCACUCCUGCCGGGCAGUAUCAGACCCAGCAUCAAGUGGAGGGCGCAAAACCCACAUACGAGGUCAUCAACACCGUCUACAUCUACACGCGCGGCGGCAUCAACAAGCCUCCGAUCGCGCACUUGCCCGGCCACAAGAAGCCGUCGGUUGCAGUGCGGUGCUCCCCGGUUGUCUACACCCUCAGACAAUCUCCGCCCGUCACCAAGCACAUCACCAUCGACUCAUCGUCGGCCGAGGAAGCAAUUCCGUCGCUUCCCGAGCCCCUAUCUAAGCCUUCGCCCGCACCGUCGGUAAUGGAACCGCCCCCGCCUCCUAUUUCGGCCGAUACCUCGUCAUCCGCUUCGAAAAGCCUAAGCCUGGAGACGAGCGUGCAAAGCACAGGACCGAAAUCUGUGUUCGCUCUGCCGUACCGGAUGGUUUACGCUGUGGCGACGCAAGACUCCGUCUUGCUGUACGACACGCAGCAGCACACGCCCAUCUGUAUCGUGAGCAAUCUGCACUGCGCCACCUUUACGGAUCUGGCAUGGUCGAGCGACGGGUUAACGUUGUUGAUCUCAUCCUCGGACGGCUUUUGUUCGGCAUUGUCCUUCGCUCCUGGCGAGCUCGGCACCGUCUACACGGGGGACCUGGGACCUCCGAAGCACGCAGGGGCAGCUGUAUCUUCCAAUCAGAAUACCCCCGUUCCAACUCCAACCUCGGUGUUUGCGCCCCCUUCGCCGUUCCCGAACGGUUCUCAUCACAGGCACCGGGAUUCUGCCAGCUCACUCACCGCGCCCUCUCCACCCACGACAACGGCGUCCUUUGUCAACGCGCGGGCGGGGUCACCGGCGCGGUCUAAUUCGGCGGCCUCUUCCGUGGUCGCUCAAUCUUGUGUGCCGCAAGGAGGCGUACUGAGCAAUCCGCCGCUGAUAGCUGGACAGGUGCCCAGCAUCGCAGCGACGAAUUCGAGUAAAGUGGUGGGCAUCCCCAUCACAACCCCGCCCGAGACGCCGCGGAGCUCGUUUACAGCGCCCACCGGCGCCAAAAGGGAGACAGCCGAGGGCGAAGCCGACGAGUCCUCCGGCAGUCAGCCCAAGCGGAGGCGAAUCGCGCCCACGCUGGUCUCGGAAGCGGCGCCGUCGACCGGUAAUGGAAGAAACGACGACGUCGAAAGCAAGGCCUAACCUGCCUAGGGGAGCAUGUUGGCAUGAUGGCCAGCAGCGCUCGUGUACAAAUAGUAUCGGGAUAGCGAAGGGAGGGCAGGGCGUUAUGUUAUGGACAGGUCACGGGGUCUGUUUACGAAAAGUGAGAGCGGGCGUGGCAGACUCUCUGCGCCGGAUGAGCUCUCUGUGGGAGCCUCUUGAUAACAACGAAUGGUUCACGGCCUAGCAUUUAGCAGCCGGGGAAAGGAACGAUUGGUACGGAUGUACGGAUGUAUGUUGUAUGUAGGUACUUGUGGUGCUUUUAGUCCCUCUCCCUAACCUUGCACAAGACGGCCGGUGUAGUGUAGGAGUGUAUCCCGUUGGGUUCCGAUCGCCUGCCGGUAUUGUGUCACGCCUCGGAUCACGCCCCUUCUAGGCAACAUAAGAUUACAAGUGAAUACUGCUGCUAUGAACUACGCAAAAUCCCAGCCAGAAAUGCAGUGUCCCGGACCCGGAUAUCUAUCCUCCUACACCCUCGGAGGGCCGAUCUCGGUUGGAAUCCUGCUUGCCCCUGGAAAUUAGCGAGCAGGGCUUUCGGCUGUAGACGGCUCAACAAGGCCGGGCCGGGCGCGGAGCUUCCCAGCUUAGUCGGAAGCAGUAAAGCGGGGCGGGGGACAUGCGGGGAAGACCCGCUGGCCCCACACAUCACCUGCCCACUCCCGCUAUCUUAUC